This is a messenger RNA of Aspergillus steynii IBT 23096, 474 nucleotides long. RefSeq names its product ubiquinol--cytochrome-c reductase subunit 7. Gene Ontology annotation, biological process: mitochondrial electron transport, ubiquinol to cytochrome c. Lineage: Eukaryota; Fungi; Ascomycota; Eurotiomycetes; Eurotiales; Aspergillaceae. The transcript is spliced from 4 exons. Bases 106 to 474 code for a protein of 122 amino acids. The record is from RefSeq and is a predicted model, not a curated record.
AACGUCGGGCCAACUCUCGCUCAGCUUGACUGACACUCCGCGAACCCUCCUCCCACACCCUCCCGUCAAUUGGAUCCAGAACGUCUCCCUCGGGAACCAUCCACCAUGUCCGCUCCUUCUCUCACCAGCUACAUCGUCAAGCGCCCCUGGCUCAAGCGCUGGAUGACGCCGAUUGCCAAUUGGUACACCGACGCUGCCGGCUACCGGAAACUCGGGUUGAGGGUCGAUGACUUGAUCCCCGAGGAGAGCGAGACCGUCCAGACCGCCCUCAAGCGUCUUCCUCCCAAGGAGGCCUACGACCGUGUUUUCCGUAUCCGCAGAGCUUUCCAGUGCUCUGUCUCUCACACCCUUCUUCCCGCUGCUGAGCAGACCAAGCCGAGUGAGGACGUCGAAUACCUGAGCCCCAUCAUCCGCGAAAUCGAGAAGGAGCAGAAGGAGCGUGCCGACCUCGACAACCUCGUCGUCAAGCGGUAA